AGCGGCUGUACUUCUACUGGCCAGCACUGUAAGCAGCUGACGUCACCGUUAAAUAGCUAGUCAGUUGUUUUGGGAGAAGAAGAAAAGGGCUACUAGCGGAAGACAUACCGUAUAUAGUUUCUGAUAGCACUCGGUUUAUGGUCCUGGUUUAGAUUUUACACAUUUUGAAUAAUGUCAACCCCGGCAAGGAGACGGCUUAUGAGAGAUUUUAAAAGACUUCAAGAAGAUCCUCCCACCGGUGUGAGCGGAGCACCAUCAGAGAACAACAUCAUGCUUUGGAAUGCUGUUAUUUUUGGGCCUGUUGGAACACCAUUUGAAGAUGGAACAUUUAAGCUGCUGAUAGAGUUUUCAGAGGAGUACCCAAACAAGCCUCCCACGGUUCGAUUUGUCUCCAGAAUGUUUCACCCAAAUGUUUACGCUGAUGGCAGUAUAUGUUUAGACAUCCUUCAGAAUCGCUGGAGCCCCACAUAUGAUGUGUCGUCCAUACUCACCUCCAUCCAGUCUUUGCUGGACGAGCCAAACCCCAACAGCCCAGCCAACAGUCAGGCCGCACAGCUCUAUCAAGAAAACAAGAGGGAGUACGAGAAGAGGGUGACCGCCAUCGUGGAGCAGAGCUGGGUGGACGUCUGAGCUUCUCUCACUCCCUACUCCUUCAUUUCCAUCACCCUCUCUUCAUCAUCCUGCUACUUCAGCCUCUCAUUGUUACCUCAUCAAGAAAUAAAACAGCAACUAUAUCAGAAGAACUCAAGUGCCACCCUGAAAAAAAAGAUCCAGAGAACCAACCAACCAGAAUGGACAUUAGCCUGCUUGCCAACACCUGAGGAAAAUGAGGGAGGGAAAUCCACCUUCUAUCUGUUUCUUGUCCUUAAUUUUACUUAUGUUAUUGCAUGAUGUGAAAUAAGUUAUUGCUAACAGAAUCUGUAAAAUAUCUGUUGUUUGGUUGGAUUGAUGCUGUUAGUGUUUGCGUUUUACAGAUUUUCUUUGAACAUUUUCUUUUUUUGUAACUUCUGCUGGUGUGCACAGCUUGGCUGUUUGGAAAUGGCAGUUUGAUGACCACAUUUUAACAGAGAUGGAAGAACCCAGAAAAACUCCUCCUCGGAGUGAGUAUCAUUGUUAUUCUUCAGCUGCAGCAGAUAAAGAACAAUUCCUGAUCUGUUCCAGCAUAGCUGUUAUUUUAGGAUACUGUAGGUUUGGACUCACACACGUCACAGGCUGCAACGGUGCCAAGGCUCCCUGGCACUGAUGAAUUAUGACUCCUUGGCUUAGCCAGCCUGAAUCAUUUCUGCUCCAGGGUAAAUGAAAUAUGUUAAAGUAAAUCUUAACACUUAGAUGGGACAAGAUAAGUACGGAUAACAGGGUUGGUUGAUGUGGGAAACACCAAAUUCCUUUCAAUCAACAUUUUUUUUUUUAGUCUUGUCACAGUUGUAUUUGUCCCACAGUGUUGUUCUUUAAGCGUUAGGAGCCCGAGCCAGGAAAUUCCACAGUUCUUGUACUUUAUGAUUUCCUUGAACAGUGAAUAUUGUUUUCACCAUGGUUCACUCACGGCCAACAGAGCUGGAAUGACAGAAAGUAAGUCUGUGAAAGUUACAGACAAGAAUCGGCAUGACCUUGAUACAAGAAAUGUUGCAUGUACUUCUGCAUCAUGUUCUUUGCUGUUUGUUUUAAUGAGAUGUAUUGUCAUAGUUGAUCAUCUUGGAGAAUAGAGGGUAAACACAACAAACUAGUUUUGUUUUCAGCUGUUCCUGACAGCUCAGAGUUUAUUUAAUCUGCCAUGAAAGUAAAUGACUUACAAAUGCUUUGUUACCUGUGAUGCAUCAGCCUUGAAUGAAGUGUAAGUGCUUCUGGCCCCAGGCAAGCAGUGCUGCCCAGUGGAUACAUUUUUGCUGUUGAUUAGAGGAUUGACAGAGCCACCUGCUGCAGAGAAGACUACAGUCGUGCAGUUUAAACCCUGGUUUAACAGUGUGAGGUCAACUGCUCUCCCAAAAGCUUAAGUUGUUUUCAUGCCUGCAUUUGUCUGAUUUGUGUGUGAUAUCCAGUUUAAAAGAGCACUUGAGUAUAAAUUUAUGACUUAACCCUGCCCAGCUUCAACUGAUUAACCAAUAGGAGAGUCAUAAAACAGUUUCUCCUGAAACAAUAAAGGUCACAGUGUGGCAAGUGAAUUAUUUCACCUACUACGCAGAAGGAAUAGGUUAUAAAAUUUUGUGAAUUAAAAAAUGUAUACUUAUAACACUAUGCUGUAUAAACAUAAAACACAUUUUUCAGACUUUGAAACAGGUUUUGUCAAAUUAUUUUUGCUGUUUGUCCAUUUUGGUCCUUCAAUAGCUCCAAAAACACAUCAUUCACUAUGCUGGGUGAAACAGUGAGUAAUUAGAAGAUAAAGUUCAACCCUUCCACAUCGACAGUACUGUUAAAUAUAACUGUUGUGUUUCAUGUGGUUGUCAUCACAUGUUCCUUCAGGCUACAAAAAUCACUACAACUUUAAAAAUGAGAACAUGUACAAUUUUGUUUAGUUUAUAGCUUAAAUGAUUCAUAAUCAGAAUUUGUUAUAUUAGAAAAUGCAGCCUAAUAAUGACACUGUAAAAGGUUUUCAUUUUUAUCUGCUGUAAAUUGUGUUGUGAUAUCCAGUUUUACCUCUUUUGAAGCCAGUUUCUGACCCACAGCUUUUUCUACUUUUAAUUACUAUUUGCUUAAAAUUAGUGAGCCUGAUGGCAAGAAAAAAGUUAGUCCCUAAACUGUUUACUCAUAGUGUAUCCGAUACAGUGCUUAAUUACAACCCAUUCCUUAGGGAAACAAGACAAAAUACAAUUCCAGGAGAAGAAAACAAGUCUUAUUGCUCCUCGUACAUGAUAUUUAGGACAAGAUCCAGUGUCAUAUUACAUCUGAAUUUGUUUUUAAAAACUGCACUUAAAACAGUGAGUAAACAAAGGUAAAA
Molecule: messenger RNA, 2932 nt
Organism: Monopterus albus (swamp eel)
Lineage: Eukaryota; Metazoa; Chordata; Actinopteri; Synbranchiformes; Synbranchidae
Gene: ube2b
Product: ubiquitin-conjugating enzyme E2B (RAD6 homolog)
Exons: 6
Coding region: 172-630 (152 amino acids)
Source: RefSeq, a predicted model, not a curated record